Arachis stenosperma is the source of this 906-nucleotide messenger RNA. RefSeq lists its product as uncharacterized. Gene Ontology annotation, molecular function: nucleic acid binding; zinc ion binding. The coding region runs from base 1 to 906 and encodes 301 amino acids. The record is from RefSeq and is a predicted model, not a curated record. The transcript has a single exon. Lineage: Eukaryota; Viridiplantae; Streptophyta; Magnoliopsida; Fabales; Fabaceae.
AUGACAAAUGUCGCCUUGUUCAUUGGUGAUCCGUCUCUUUGGAAAGACCGUUCUGCUGAGCUACUUUCCAAUCUCAGAUGUAAAACUAUGUCUGACUUCCGAUGGUAUAAAGACACCUUUCUUACUAGGGUUUAUACCAGAGAAGACAGUCAACAACCUUUCUGGAAAGAAAAAUUCCUUGCUGGACUCCCCAAAUCCCUUGGCGAUAAAGUAAGGGACAAAAUUCGUAGCUUAACUCCGGACGGGAUAAUACCCUAUGAUGAGUUAAGUUAUGGCCAACUCAUUUCUUUUAUUCAAAAGGUUGCCUUAAAGAUUUGUCAAGAUGAUAAAAUUCAAAGGCAACUUGCUCGUGAGAAAACUCAAAAUCGUAUCGAUCUGGGAACUUUCUGUGAACAAUUUGGUCUUCCUGCUUGUCAUCCAAGGAAAUCCAAAAGACCUUCCAACCGAAAAGUUUUUAAACCUAACCCUGAAAAGAAUUUCAGACGUUUCAAAAGGGAUUUUCAAAAACCUAAACAUGAAACAGGUUUCCAAAAGAAUUUCCAUAAGCAUCCCCAGAGAAACCCCAUUAUUUGUUAUACAUGUAAAAAACCAGGACAUGUUAGCAAAUAUUGUCGGUUAAAAGGAAAGAUUAAUAAUCUGAACCUUGAUCCUCAGAUUGAGGACCAGAUUAAUAAUCUUAUGAUUGAAAGCUCAGAUGAUAACUCUGGACCAGAAUCUUCUGAUAAUAAUAUCAACAACAUCCAAGUUGAUGAUGUUGAGUCAUCAUCAGAUUUAGAUAUCAAACAAAUUAAUGUUUUAUCCAAAGAUCAAGAUCUCUUAUUUGAUGCAAUCGAGGCUAUUGACAAUCCAGAACAAAAGAAAGAUUUUCUUUUGAAAUUAAAAAGAUCUUUACAAAAGGAACAGUGA